AUGAGUCCAUUUGCCAGAGUCCGGGCCAGAGAUCUCGAGCUCCAAACCGGGUUGAUACAGGGAGAUCUCCUAGGCUUUAUCGAGGGCCUCAAUGAAGCCUUCUUAGCCAACCCCGCUCUCCAAGCGACCAAUAAAAUCGGUAUGCUUGUCGGAUUUGUUCCACUAGCAGUGGCGCAGAUAGUCGGAGGUGGACUUCAGGUCGCCGCAGGCUUAGGCAGUGCGGGUGUCUCGGCUGUACGGACCAAGCAGUAUUUGAAGAAGGCCAAUGAGGUUAUUUUCAAGCCCAAGGGUCUCUUGGUCAGAGUUGUCAAAACUGAUAAGAUGCUUGCACUGGUUGGAGUCCGAGACCCAAAAAUAUUUUCAGGAGAGCAGUAUCGGGUUCUUGUGGGAAGGGAUGGAAGUGAAAGCCAGAGCCCCCUCGCAACUAGGAUGGCAGCCCUGGGUGAUCAAGUAAUGCCGCUGUCCUUUGACACAUUCGCCUCUUCUGUUGACGAGGAAAACUGGAUGAAGAAGUGGGGGGCUUACUCUGCACAAAGGGCCGAGAGAAAGCAACUUGAAAAAUUGCAGAAACAGGAGAGACGGUCUAAUAAAUCUAAAAGGGAAGAAAAGAAGGACAAGAAGAGCCGACGAGAAGAGCGCAAGGUGGAGAACGCGAUCGCUGAGUUGCAAGACGACGUAGACGAUAUCAAGUGCAGAAUGCAGUCAUUGGAUCAAAAACAGCAGAGUCAAGCCAAAACUAAGCGGGACUUGGAGCGAGAGCUGCGGAAGUUGGAGAAGAAGUUGGCCGACCUCAAGGAAAACAGAGAAUAUGAUUUGUCUCAAAAUAGCGACGAAGGAGCAAAACGACAAGCUAGGAGAGACGUGAAAGAAGUGAAAAAGGUCAACAAGCUGCGUUGGAUAGUGAUCAUGUCGGCGAACGCCAGCAUGGGCGAUGAGGAGCACGACCUGGAUUCUGACGACGAAGAGAUGCACUGUGUUUUAUAG
Messenger RNA from Penicillium soppii, 984 nucleotides. RefSeq lists its product as uncharacterized. Lineage: Eukaryota; Fungi; Ascomycota; Eurotiomycetes; Eurotiales; Aspergillaceae. The transcript has a single exon. Bases 1 to 984 code for a protein of 327 amino acids. The record is from RefSeq and is a predicted model, not a curated record.